CGGAUGUGAGAGCCAUUCUUGCACAUGUGGGGACUCGGCACUACUGCUCAGUUCCCUGUCGCUCUCACUCUCGCCCUCGUGCAGCCAUUAUGCCAGACACUCGCACCGAGUGGGCCCUGUGUUGAAUUUAACUAUGCGAUUGCUCCGAAGAUUGUCCAGUCGGUUUCCGUCCACAACGUCAGCGGCCAAGUAGUGGGAGCGAGCGGCCUCGUUGUUCCGAGUCGCAGGGAAAGUUCCAGAGCAGGGGUUCUUAUGUCGUUCUCAACUGCGGUAAAUAGGUUGGAGGCAUUUUGUCUCCGAACAUCAACAACGCGGCCCAGAACUCGCCGCUCUCCUUUAUCAUUCACUGAAUCAGCCGAAUUCAAGUCUGACGACUCGUGCUUGCC
Mycena citricolor is the source of this 386-nucleotide messenger RNA. The record is from the annotation of a GenBank genome assembly. Lineage: Eukaryota; Fungi; Basidiomycota; Agaricomycetes; Agaricales; Mycenaceae.